Molecule: messenger RNA, 243 nt
Organism: Clunio marinus
Lineage: Eukaryota; Metazoa; Arthropoda; Insecta; Diptera; Chironomidae
Source: the annotation of a GenBank genome assembly
AUGAAAAAAGUUGAAACUUUAAAGCGACAAGAUUUCCAGCAAUUUUAUGUUCAACAGCAAUUACAAGCAUCACAUAUUGCAUUGGACAUGAAAUGGUCAACUCUUAAAAAUAUAGAUGUGAUGGGGAAAAAUCAUCUCACAACACAACAGAAACUGAGCGUAAGAGCUGCUUGUGCCUAUCGCGCAAAGCCUUCAACACAAACAAUGAGAAUAAUAAGAGAAUUACCAAAGAGGGAUGAAUAA